Messenger RNA from Aspergillus pseudoviridinutans, 1926 nucleotides. Its product is annotated as transcription factor domain-containing protein. Gene Ontology annotation, cellular component: nucleus. Gene Ontology annotation, molecular function: DNA-binding transcription factor activity, RNA polymerase II-specific; zinc ion binding; DNA binding. The record is from RefSeq and is a predicted model, not a curated record. Gene Ontology annotation, biological process: regulation of DNA-templated transcription; DNA-templated transcription. NCBI's taxonomy places the organism in Eukaryota, Fungi, Ascomycota, Eurotiomycetes, Eurotiales, Aspergillaceae. The transcript is spliced from 5 exons. Bases 1 to 1926 code for a protein of 641 amino acids.
AUGCGACUUUCAGUGUCCUGCGAUGGCUGCCGUCAAGCAAAGGUCAAAUGCAUUCAUGAUGGCCAACCACCCUGUCGUCGCUGUCAACGGGCGAAACUGACCGACUGUCAGUUGACGGACACAUAUUCGUCCCCGUCGAGAAGAUCAAGACGAACCGCAUUGAAAUCACGGAGACAGCGAACGGUGAUCUCUGAACCGACAACCGCUCUCAAUAGUCCACCAUUACCUCCGGAGCCCCAAACCGACCAUCCAUCGCCAUGGUGCGCUGAGAAUCCCGUUGAGGCCUUGCCCUCAUCCACCGUUAUUGCUGCAUGCGAGACCUACCGCAAGAAGUUUCCCGUCGCCAAUUUCCUCCACUAUCCGUCUCUAAUCGCAGAAUUAUCGUCAAAUCCUGCCUCGGUUGAUCCAGUUUUUGUUGCAGCUCUGCUGUCAUUAUGUGUGAGAUUCAUGCCCGAUCACCCUCUGGAAGCAGCCGAAACAUAUGCCGAAUAUGCUCGCAAACAGCUCGCGCAUCGUGCGUUCGAGGCCCCGUCGCUCUAUCUUGCGCAAUCUCUGGUGAUGAUAACCUUCUACGAAUGGGGUUCUGGUCGCCCCUACAAGGCCUGGAUGUACAGUGGAAUGGCAACGUACAUGAUCCAAUCGCUCCUCAAGACGGCCGACGACAGCAUGGAGCAUAAUCCGCAGGACUUCCAGGCUAGCCAAACUCAGUACGAGCAGCUGGUUCGCACGUACUGGUGCUGUUUCGCGCAAGACUGCGAGCUGAGUUCCGGAGCGCGCCAGCAUUUCGCCCUUUCCUUUCGACAGAUCUCAGUUCCGUUGCCGACCAGUGACCAGGACUUCAACUUUGGUCGGCUUUCAUCGCAUCGCUUGAUGCCGUCCGAUAUGAGCAAGCACUCCCCGUUGUCGAGGAAUCUAACCAUCGACUAUGGACUGACGAUCGUCACCCGGGGGUUCGAUAUUUUCGUGCGGAUCCUGCGGUUCGCGAACGAGAGUCGGCGCGGUCGGACAUUGACAUUUCCUCAGGAUCCUUCAUCGCCGCGAGUGGUCUGGCAGCGCUUGAAGGAGGAGCUCGACGAGUGGAGGUUUCUACAAGAUGUGACGGUGCGAUACCCAGCCACCAGUGCACAGGCACAUGUUGCCUUGGGGUACGGUGAGCUGUUCGCAUACAUCAAUCUGGUCUAUUUCAUGAGUAUCCUCUUUCUGUUCCGAGACCAGUUCCUGUCCAGUCUCAAGCCUCACGCCGACUUGCUGCAUGACCUGCAAGGCUUGAGUAAUGUAGAUGAGUCUCAGGCUAUCCGGGAACUCUUCGAAGCAGCGCAAAAUAUCGGCGGCAUCCUUUCUGCCCUCGAAGUCUCCGGAGCACCGGUGAUCACACCAUACUCUGGCUUCAGUAUUUUUGUUGCGGCCCAUAUCAACAUGUACGGGACUGUGUGCCCGCAGCGAUAUCCCGGGGGAAUCGAGCGAGCGGAGGAGGAGAAAAAGGCCAACCUGUCAUAUCUCGAGCGACUGAGCAAAUACUGGCCAGUUGGACAAAAUUGGUGGCGAACCGUGCAGGAAGCCAACAGAUUCUACGAGAUAGCCAGAAAUAAUCAGAUGCACGUUCGGGACGGGGCGGGCCAUCUCACAAUUGCGGGGACUUUGGACGAAUAUGGUGAUAUUCGAAGUGUACGACCACGCCAGGAAGAGUCCAAACAUAUUUUGGAGCGGGAGAAUAUGCCAACAGCGACUAGAAAUCGGAACAAUCAUCAAACGUUAGGGAGUGAUAGUCGUCAUCCUGGGGCAGGUGGAAUGGAUGCAGUGCCCUUGAGUGAAUCUCAUGAGCUAGAGGUGGAAAUGCUCCAGUGGCCAUUCAUCGAUGAAUCAUGGUCCUUGGGCUUCGAUACCGGGUUUGACACUGCGUGGCCAUCUUUGGGGGUUGGUUCAUAG